CAACUUGUCAACUAACAACUUGAUUCUUCAACAUCAUACAACUUCAAAACUAUUUGCCUCUCAAUCAUUUACCAAUUUUAAUUAUCUAUCAUUCAAAGAUGUAUAUUCCAUCAGCACAAAGUGUCCUAACCGCAGGACUGGCUCUAACCGGCAGUCUCAAAGAACCGCGUACUGUAGUCGAAGGAUCGGUAAUGGACUACGCGGUCGAGAAAUGCAAAGACUCGGAAGGCAAUACGAGGUGCUCGAAACCGUUCCUCGUCUCUAAGUCAACGUGCUAUCAGCUCGAAUGGCGUACAGAGGGAGCACUCACGCAUACUACCGCCGAGAUACGUGAUAUAAAGUCAGGCGAGCUAGUUUUCUACCGCGAUACCAACGGCGAUUGGACUCCGGAAAAGGGAGAGUUCGUUUAUCUCGAUUUCAAACCCAAGGUCCCGGCAACAGGAAACCAGACUGUGGAUUAUAUAGUCAAGACUUGUGAAUAGACAGGUAUAUCGAUGGCAAUAUCCUUACCCUUUUCAGAGAUUGUAGGAUAGGCGAGGAUUGCGUACAACCUAUGAGAAGCAUAGAUGGUGUUAUAUAGGAUCUGUAUUAAUAUUUGGCCUAGUAAACAAGAUGCGGCUUUAGUCUUAUCAUGCCAUGAUAUGUUAU
Molecule: messenger RNA, 648 nt
Organism: Daldinia loculata
Lineage: Eukaryota; Fungi; Ascomycota; Sordariomycetes; Xylariales; Hypoxylaceae
Exons: 3
Coding region: 99-482 (127 amino acids)
Source: RefSeq, a predicted model, not a curated record